Hevea brasiliensis (rubber tree) is the source of this 806-nucleotide messenger RNA. Its product is annotated as glycine-rich RNA-binding protein 2, mitochondrial-like. NCBI's taxonomy places the organism in Eukaryota, Viridiplantae, Streptophyta, Magnoliopsida, Malpighiales, Euphorbiaceae. Bases 165 to 584 code for a protein of 139 amino acids. Gene Ontology annotation, molecular function: RNA binding. The transcript is spliced from 5 exons. The record is from RefSeq and is a predicted model, not a curated record.
GUGUCAUUAAUCACAAGAAAGACAAGCCGCACCUGAACUCUGCCCUAUUGAACCUCCUGACUAUAAGACUGGAAGAUAUUUACCCAGCCUCUCGAUCCUACUUUGCUCUUAAACCCUAGCCGUUCUCUUAGAUUUUUUAGAUUUUCUUCUCAAAGUGGGUAUAAAUGGCAUUCUGUAACAAAUUUGGGAGCCUGGUGAGGCAGAGCGUUUCCCAGAAUGGUCAAGUUCAAAUGGCCUCUAUGUUGAAUUCUAUUCGCUGCAUGUCAUCAAACAAGCUUUUUGUGGGAGGUCUUUCGUAUGGGACUGAUGACCGGUCUCUAAAGGAUGCUUUUUCUGGGUUUGGUGAAGUGAUUAGUGCAAGGGUUAUCACUGAUAGAGAUUCUGGAAGGUCAAGGGGAUUUGGGUUUGUUGACUUCUCAAACGAUGAGUCUGCAAGUGCAGCAUUGUCAGCAAUGGAUGGCCAGGAAUUACAAGGACGAAGCAUUCGAGUGAGUUAUGCCCAAGAUAGUUCUCGUGGUCCACGAUCUUUCAACAACAACAAUUUUCGCGGGAAUGGAAGGUUUGGGGAUGAAAAUGGUUGCUAAGAAGUUGUCACCAUCAAUGUACUGCCCUGUAGCUAGUUAUUACUGGUUCAGAAUGUAGUUCUCUUAUUUACUUUAAUUGUAUUUGCUCAACUUGAGCGUGGCAAUUGCCUUUCAGACGUGGGCUUGGUAAGUUUAAAUCUGGAGAUAUUGUUUUUGUUGUUUUGCAUGCCCUGCUACAGAAGCACAUUUGAUUAAAUGGUUCACUGGAGGGAAUUUGCAUGA